AUGCCUCACUUAGAUAUAACUGCUUAUUUAACUCAAUAUAGCUGGACACUAAUAAUUUUGUUAGCACUUUAUAGUAUUAUGAGUUUAUUUAUUUUACCUAAAAUUCAAAAUAAUUUACGUAUAAGAAGUAUACUACAGGAAGAGGGGGCAGCCCCUAGUAAGGGACUCGGGGUUAAUCGAGCAUAUGCUAUACUACAAGAUAUACUCCGUAGAUAG
Dendronephthya gigantea is the source of this 216-nucleotide messenger RNA. The record is from the annotation of a RefSeq genome assembly. NCBI's taxonomy places the organism in Eukaryota, Metazoa, Cnidaria, Anthozoa, Malacalcyonacea, Nephtheidae.